This is a messenger RNA of Mesorhabditis spiculigera, 483 nucleotides long. NCBI's taxonomy places the organism in Eukaryota, Metazoa, Nematoda, Chromadorea, Rhabditida, Rhabditidae. The record is from the annotation of a GenBank genome assembly.
AUGGGCAUACUGAGGGAACUGGGGUUACUCCCGGUCACAAAUACCCGUGGAUCCGCGUCGGGGCGGGUGCGGUCCGACAACACGCGAGCAGCCACAGACACUGGCGGCUCCGAAAGGUUCAAUCAUGGCAACCGACCAAUUACAGACGGUUGUAUUGCGGACGACCAGCUCAAAUACGUCGACCAAGGCAGUGGCCCCGUCGUGGUGCUCAUUCACGGCCUGCUGGGCGCGCACUCCAACUGGGAACCGCAGAUCGAGACGCUCUCGCGUCAUUACCGCGUGAUCGCCCUGAUCUCUUCGGACACGGUGCGUCGGACAAGCCUGCCGGCGACUAUUCACUCAGUGCUCACGCCGCCACUGUGCGUGACCUCCUCCGAAGCCCUCGACAUUCCGUCGGCCACCCUGGUCGGCCACUCCCUCGGUGGUGGGAUCGCGAUGCAGACGCUGUAUCUGUUCCCGACCGGGUGGAGCGGCUGUGCCUGG